Molecule: messenger RNA, 555 nt
Organism: Solanum stenotomum
Lineage: Eukaryota; Viridiplantae; Streptophyta; Magnoliopsida; Solanales; Solanaceae
Exons: 4
Coding region: 19-477 (152 amino acids)
Source: RefSeq, a predicted model, not a curated record
AAAAGACUAAUAUCAAUCAUGAUGCCCCUUUUGUUUUCAUCUUCAUCUUAUCUCUCCUUCUUCUUAGUUUUAGUCAUCAUCAUCAUUUACUUUCCCAGCCAUCCAUCUAUUGCUCGCAAGUCACUACCUAACAAGGCUGUAUUAGAGGAGCUUUAUUUUAGCUAUGAUUCGUCUCGUCUAGAAAACAUGAGUCCUAAAGGAAUCGCCAAAAGAUCAAUCCAAGACUUCCAAAAAGAAAAUAAUUAUGAUACUAAAGUCACGUUUUCAGGUAGUGAAAUGAUUGGCUCUGAUUUGUCUCUAUCAGCUUUGCCCCACGCAGUACGUUUGCUCAAGGCAGCAAAAACAAAGGGUGCAAGAUGGUCAACAACUCAUGAAAUGCACAUGGCUUCCAAGAGUGGGAAUAAGAAGAAUUUAUAUGGAGACAUUAUAGAGAUGGAUUACGACCCACCACACCGUAAACUACCCAUUCAUAAUUAAUACAACAAAUAUUUAUUUGUUUUCCAGUAUAAUAUUACAGCAUCACUCAACAGUAUUUAACUAUUUAUCUCCUCUGUG